AUGCAUAACUGUACUUUAUUUCAGGCCAUUAAGUCCAAAGGUGAGCCCAAGCGAGCUCAGAGAGCACCUUCCAAUGUUUUCGCAAUGUUCAGGCAGUCACAGGUCCAAGAGUUUAAAGAGGCCUUCACAAUGAUCGAUCAGAACCGUGAUGGCAUCAUUGACAUUGAAGACCUCAAGGACAUGUACUCUAACCUUGGUCGUAUCCCGCCUGACUCGGAGCUGAAUGAGAUGCUGAAAGAGGCACCAGGUCCCCUCAACUUCACUAUGUUCCUUAACCUCUUUGGAGAGAAGCUCAGUGGAACUGAUCCCGAAGACACUAUCCGGCAAGCAUUCUCCAUGUUCGACGCAGAAGGAAAAGGGUUCAUCCAUGAAGAAUACCUGAAAGACUUGCUUGCAAACAUGGGUGACAACUUCACUGAGGAAGAGAUCAAGCAGACAUGGAAGGAAGCACCCUUGGAAAAGGGAAAGUUUGACUACAACACAUUUGUCGGAAUUUUGAAGGGCAAAGAGGAAGAUGCUCAGUAA
Molecule: messenger RNA, 525 nt
Organism: Candidula unifasciata
Lineage: Eukaryota; Metazoa; Mollusca; Gastropoda; Stylommatophora; Geomitridae
Source: the annotation of a GenBank genome assembly